This is a messenger RNA of Diabrotica virgifera virgifera (western corn rootworm), 16679 nucleotides long. Its product is annotated as Krueppel-like factor luna. Gene Ontology annotation, molecular function: DNA-binding transcription factor activity, RNA polymerase II-specific; RNA polymerase II cis-regulatory region sequence-specific DNA binding. The coding region runs from base 10 to 819 and encodes 269 amino acids. Lineage: Eukaryota; Metazoa; Arthropoda; Insecta; Coleoptera; Chrysomelidae. The transcript has 4 exons. Gene Ontology annotation, biological process: regulation of transcription by RNA polymerase II. The record is from RefSeq and is a predicted model, not a curated record.
UGUUAUGAAAUGGAACGGUACCUGAAAGACGAACCAAAAAUGAAACUUAAGAAACUUCCAGCAGAAGUGGACCGGACUUGGUACGGUUACGAUUUCAACGACAACCACUUCGACGCAUUCUCCUCAGCCAGUUCCCCCAUGUCGUGGGACGGAGCCCUCUCAUGUGCCAUAUUGGUUAAACAGGAACCAUUAAUAGAUGAUGAUGAGGACGAAGAUGAUGACGAAGACAGUGACCUACAGUUACGCCUCUCUUCCCGAAACCCAGCAACCCUCACGCCACCCUCGUCGCCAGAAUCGGGCCAAGGGGGCUUGAGUAACGAAAGCUCGAGUGCGAGUGAUUUGGACGUUUGCGGAUUGCGGAUUAGCAAUCGAAACACGAUCGUUCGAGUGCGAGCAUCCGGUCUCACUCGGUAUAUUUCGGUAGUGCCGUCUAGACCCGCGGUUAGUAAUAAUAAUAAUAAUAGUAGUAGUAAUAAUAAUGGUAGUAGUAUAUCGACGUCUUCUCAUCAGCCGCAAAAGCAUCAUUCCCGUUUGGACCAUUCGCCGGAUAGCAAAAGGCGAAUACACAAGUGCCAAUUUCUCGGAUGUAAGAAGGUUUAUACGAAGAGUUCGCAUUUAAAGGCUCAUCAGAGAACGCAUACAGGCGAAAAACCCUAUAAAUGCUCGUGGGAUGGAUGCGAGUGGAGAUUUGCCCGUUCCGACGAGCUCACCCGACAUUACCGCAAACAUACGGGAGCCAAACCCUUCAAAUGUCGCCAUUGUGACCGAUGUUUCAGCCGAUCUGAUCAUUUAGCGUUGCACAUGAAGCGGCAUACCUAGAUAGCUCUACCUCCUACUUUAUAAAUCACUGCCAGUUAGUUACCUAAAACAGUGAGAAUAUGAUUUAAUCUGACUUCUGUAUACGGGUAUACAUGUACAGACUGUACUUUCGAGUGUCUAACAUCCCGCAAAGGAAUGGUGCAAUAAUGUAACGAUAUAUGAUGUCACAGCCAAAUGCAAAGCCUGCUCAAAGUCAACACAAUGUGUAUUUGAGAGAAUGAACUACAUAGACUACAUACGACGAUCGAUUGUAUAUUGUGUUGUGUGUUAUGUGACGUCAUCUAUUUAUAAUGGAAUCCUCGCUAGGUUGAUAUUGUGCUGUUAUUGCUUGAGAAAAAUAUGGAGAACGGUUAUUUUUUCCGGAAACCUGGACUAAGUAUUCUUAAUUUUCGUACUGGGACGAUAGUUGGGACGCAGUCUAUAAUAAAUAAUUUAUUAUAUAAUAAUCUAUACAAUGAUAGAAAAAAUAUGUGGAUCGUAGGAAAUUUUUAUAAUGUGGCAACGCCGCAACAUUUUUUAUUACUUUUUUAAAUCGAUUUAGUCUUAAUUGUUGGUAAUAUAAAUAAACUGACUCAUGAUUAGGUCUAAAAAAAAAACAAUUUUCUUAACUGAGACUGCAAAUUUGUUAAAUGUUUGAAUAGUUAAAUAUUUAAAGGUUGUGUAAUUUAAAGGAAAAGAAGGAAAAUGCGUAUAUGAUCCUAUACUGAUAAAUUGGCUCACUUAUAGUAUAGUGUUAAUAUGUACAGAUUGACUCGUAAAUUUUUCCUAAUAGGUACCAUCAGGGAAAUAGCAUUUUGGAAGUUUUGAAGCUGUCUGUCAUUGUCAAUAAGAAUCCUGCCCGUGAAAAUUGCAUCUUCUACAUAUAUCGAUGCCUCAGAAGCCAAUCGGUGUAAGUCAAUAAGUGUUUAAAAUGAGAUACUAUGUAAGAUGUUUCUGAAAGUAGUUGCAGAAAUAUAAGUAGUUAUUAAAAACAAGUAAACCGUCUUUAUUGAUCAUAAUAUGGGUAAUAUAUUCAUAAAUCAUUAUAUAUAAUGUAUAAUAAUAUGUGUUUAUCUCAUAAGUCAUUUUUGGGAGAAUGUGACUUACACCGUUUGACUUCUGAGGCAUCCAUAUAAUGGCACUACAGCCCUUAGAAGCCCUUCGCUUCGCUGGUCUUCACUAGUUUCUUCCACUUUUUACGGUCCUUUACUUGCUUUUCCAGUCCCUUAUUACUUAAUUUCUUCUAUCUCCUUGUUUCCCUAUAUUUUAUUGCUCUAGUGGCUCAAAUUCGCUAUCAGAAUGUUUAUAAAAUAAUUUCUGCCCCAAUAUUUAUACUAUACUUAUUUCAUUACAAUGAAAAAAAAAAUGUUUUAUUAAAAGUCACCUUAAAAUCAGCAAAGUUUUGUCAAUAUCUGCAAAACCUUAUUGAUAUCCGCAGAACUCUAUAUAAUAUAUCCUCAUAACGUUAUUGAUUUCCGCAUCUGCGGAUAUUUAAUAAUCUGCCUGUUUCCCUAUAUUUUAUUGCUCUAGUGGCUCAAAUUCGCUAUCAGAUUGUUUAUAAAAUAAUUUCUGCCCCAAUAUUUAUACUAUACUUAUUUCAUUACAAUGAAAAAAAUGUUUCAUUAAAAGUCACCUUAAAAUCAGCAAAAUGUUGUCAAUAUCCGCAAAACCUUAUUGGUAUCCGCAGAACUCUAUAGAUAUCCGCAUAACGUUAUUGAUAUCCGCGGAUAUUUAAUACAAAUAAUUUUUUCAUUCAAUUUUACUCAACAGUCAAUAUUGAUAAAGAUUUGGGAUACUUCCAAAUGCACGCUAAUCGUGUUAUACCAAUAAUUGUUUGGAUAAUUUUAAAACGAAAAAGAAGUUUAAACAAAUACACUAUCUAUACGAAUUGAUAACUUUAAUCACACAACUUUAAACUUAACUCAUAACGAAUACUAUUAGCUAAAAUAUACAACUAUUAAAAAUCACGUGAAUUUCUCUUAUCUCUAAUUCGCCUAGAAAAUUAGUCAAUGUCUUUAAAUAAAUUAUCCACAAGACGUCAAACGUCAUCCUCGGUGUCGUAUCACCACCAGACAGUCCCAACUGUCGUCCGCAUACUUCUACUAAACCCUAAACAAAUUUUUUAUUGAGAAUUUUUAAAGUAAUACUUAUCAAGGAGGGAAAGACAUUUUUUAGAUAGGGACUUAAGGAAAAAUAUAAUCUAUUAUCAAUUCAAAACAUGCCAAAGUAAAAUAUAAAUAUUAAUAUUAAUGUUCUAGCAAUUUAUUAUAACCUAUACAGGAAGGAGGCAGAAAUACCGACAGGAAGUGUUCAUGAAUGUAAAAAAACCGAAAAUAUUCUAAAGAAAGAUAUUUAUACUAGUCCACAAUACCAAGACAUUAUGAAUGUCGUAAUUAAAUUCGGUUUUUUUUCUGUUUUCUUUACUCUUUCAUUAUGAAUAACCAAAUCCGUUCUACAAACAUUAUAUCAACACAAGAGGGUCUCUUAGAUCAGGAUUUUUUAGGUACACAUAGCAUUUUAUAUAAAUAAGUUAUUUUGUUAUUUUGCUAGAUUUUAAUUAUGCUAGAUUUUAUUAUAAUAUAUUAUAGUUUUUAUUAUAAUUUUGUUAAUAUCCGCAGAACGGUAUUGAUAUCCGCAUAACAAUAUUCAUAUCCGCAUAACAAUAUUGAUAUCAGUGGAACAAUAAUGUUAUCCGCGGAACAGUAUUUAUAUCGGCGGAACAAUAGUGAUAUCCGCGGAAUUUAAAUAAAAAUGUUUUUUCGAUUAAACUUUAUUUUACAACCUUUAUAUUGAAAAAGAUUUGGGAUAUUUUCCGUUUUUAUGCACUGGUAUAAUAUUUAUCGUUAUUUCUCCCGCCAGCCGACCUAUACACAUAGUUCGUAUGCUCUAAAUUUAGGUUGAAUGUACGAACCUCUAACUUUAAGGUGUAAUAAAUAUUAUGUGAAUAUUAUUAAUUAAAAACAAAACGAAAUUUUCUGCGCCAUUUUGCAGUUGACUUUUGUAUUAUUUGUUUAUAAUAAAAGAGGGUGUCUUAAGGGUUUUGAGUGGUUUUUGUGAAGAACAGCGUCUUCCAACAUAUGCAUGGCAUAAUAGUUUUUGCAGAAGGAUAUUAACAAGUAUGUAAGGAAAAACAUUUAAUUUUAGUGCAUCAAAACAACCUUUGUGAUUUUUGUAAAACAAAAAAGUUUUAAUUGUGCAAAUUAUUCCAAACUGAUAUUUUGAAGAGACUUUGAAGAGUCUUUCAAGAGAAUUAGAGUCUUGGGUUUACAACAUUAAACAAGGGUUUCUUCAAAACAGCUACAAAUACAAUAUUCUUAUUGCCACCAUAAUUGACAACAGUCGUACAGUCGUAUAUAUAAUAGUAUAAGCAGUAGAAGAUUUACUUUUCUCAUUUUAUAAACUAUCCUAGAAAAUGAUAGAAAUAUCUAAAAACCGAGAAAACAGUUUUUCUUCUUGGAAUCUGAUCCUAUUUUUUUUAGUCAAACACAUUCCUCACCUUUUCACCUUAUGCAUAGCUCUACUAUCAUGUCCGUAUCAUUCGCAAAAGAUAAAAAUUAUAACAGCUGCGAAAACUAGAGGGAAAAUUAAUAUUUGAUAACCACUACAUUUUUAUGGUUCUGUGUUUCUUCGUUGUUGCUUCCUGUAAAAAUUUACAGUUUAAUUUAAAGCAGUAUUUAUCACAGAUCUAUUCAGGUGUGUGCUGAUCCUCCCGAAUAUCAGCCAUUGCAAUUGUGUCAUCGACAUAUCGUAAGUCGUUAAUGCUUUCAUCAUUGAUUUGAACUUUAUAUUAUACUUUUAGUAUAAUAUAAUGUAACAACAAACAGUAUUUCCUAGCAUGCAUUUAAUAAUGUCGGUGAUAAAAUGCAGCCUUGUCGAACUCUCCGUUCUAUUGCAAAUUCUUAAAGAAUCUGAGGUUUUGAUCAAUACUAGAUUAUUUUAAUAUGAAUUUAUCAUAAAACAACAAUCAAAAAAGAGAAUUGAUUGGAUGCACAAAUAUGUGUAGAGAUAGUAAUGGAAAAGCCGGCGAUGAGCAAAAUAGAGUGAAAAUACAAUUUGAACAACAAAGAACAUCUUUCUUAGACAAUAUACAGGGUGUCCCGAAAAGAAUGGUCAUAAAUUAUACCACACAUUCUGGGGUCAAAAAUAGUUCGAUUGAACCUAACUUACCUUAGUACAAAUGUGCUCAUAAAAAAAGUUACAGCCCUUUGAAGUUACAAAAUGAAAAUCGAUUUUUUUCAAUAUAUCGAAAACUCUCAAAGAUUUUUUUAUUGAAAACGGGCAUGUAUAAUUCUUAUGACAGGUCCACCUUAAAACCAAAUUAUAGUGAAAUUUGUCCACCCCAUAAAAAAUUUAUGGGGAUUUUGUUCCCUUGAACCCCCCCAAACUUUUGUGUACGUUUCAAUUAAUUCAUUAUUGUGGUACCAUUAGUUGAAAACAACGUUUUUAAAACUAUUUUGCCCCUUAGUAUUUUUUCGAUAAGCCAGUUUUUAUCGAGAUGCGGCUACUUUUUUACUAUAUUUACAUAAAAAAUUUAUGGGGGUUUUGUUCCUUUAAACCCCCCAAAUGUUUGUGUACGUUCCAAUUAAACUAUUAUUGUGGUACCAUUAGUUAAACACAGUGUUUUUAAAACUUUUUUGUCUCUUAGUUUUUUUUGAUAAGUCAACUGUUAUCGAGAUGUGGCUUCUUUUUCAAAAUAUACCAAAAAAUUUAAGUUAUAAAUAAAUUUUCAGAUUAUUAACAGGUGUCUAUAAUCAUACUUAACCAUAUACAAAUAGGUGGUGGAUUCGACAAAUAUUCAAAAUAUCUCGAUAAAAACUGGCUUAUAAAAAAAGUACUAAGAGGCAAAAAAGUUUUAAAAAUAUUGUGUUUAACUAAUGGUGCCACAAUAAUAAUUUAAUUGGAACGUACAUAAAAGUUAGGGGGGUUUAAAGGAACAAAACCCCCAUAAAAUUUUUAUGGGGUACACAAAUUUCACUAUAAUUUUUUUAUAAGAUGUUGCUACGAUAAACAUUCCUCAUGUACAUUUUCAAUAAAAAACCUCUAGGAGUUUUCGAUAUAUUAAAAAAAAUCGAUUUUCAUUUUGUAACUUCAAAGGGCUGUAACUUUUUUUGUGAGCGCUAUUGUAUAUAGGUAAGUGAGGUUUAAUCAACCUAUUUUUGACCCCAGAAUCUGUGGUAUAAUUUAUGACCAAUCUUUUCGGGACACCCUGUAUAAAGAAUUAUUGUCUGGUUUUUGUCAAAUUUGUAUUUCACAUCGACAAAGAUAGGAAAUAGGUACGGAUUAUCGAACUUGUGUGUUUGACUAUUACUAAAAAUUCAUUGACGUACAGUCCUUAACUUCUGGGAUAUACCAACAAAAAGCUUGAAUCUGCUUUAUUGGUUGCAUAACCCUUUAAAACAUUUCUUCUCCUCUGAAAGAACUAAUAACCUUGUAACAUACCUUGUACGCUGUUUGACACCAGAUUCAGUAACACACAAGUUCAAAACAGAAUAAAUAUGGUUAAUGUUAUGAAACUUGAAACGAAAAUACGAUGUGUUAAUCAGUAUACACUAUACACACACGCCAAGAAAAAAUAACAAUCAGUACUUGGUCUGGGUUAGAGGUGGACGGAUCGAUCAAUACUCGACCCGGUAAGGAACGGGAAAGCGACAAAUCAAUACUUGGUCGCCGCGGCAGGACGGUUUGUCCUUAAAUAAACAAUUUAAGACCCGGUUUGGGAGCUGCUACUAAACCAACACUUUAGCAGAUGCGGUUGGCCUUCAGCCAAUGCCCUAGGGCCAGUGGAGUUGUUACCAGAUUAACACUCCGGCAGAAAUUUCCUCUCUCUUGUGACGAACAUAUCGUUGCUGGUGAUCCAUCUCUAACCUGACGUAGCUAACCAAUUACACAUAUUUAUUAACUUUCAAAAGACCCAAGAUACAGCAACAAACCCCAGGUUUUAUACAAUUUUGGAUCAUUUUACAUAAUUAAAACUAACGUGAACUACCAGAACUAAAGUUAAAUGUUUUAUAACUCUAUUAACAUACAUAUUGGUAUCCUUCUAUGUCGUUAGCAGUAGUAGUUCAUUUCGCACCUACUUUUAUAGAUGUAAACUCAACACUUGAGACAUUUCUGAAAAUCUUAAGAGGAUUUGGUGUUAGAUUUGUGUGCCCCUUUGCCAAAGCAUAAAAUGCUUCACUUCUUUAUAAUGGAUUAAUGUUUUGUAACAACCCGUUUAGAAAAUGUUGCAUGUUUUUUGGUAUACAUACUGCAGAUAUGAAAGGAGCAAAAGAGACCGGACUACAAAUAAAUAUCUAGAGUCUAGAGGAAAGAGAUGCACAGUUGAAUUGAAGAAUGAUAUUGAAACUAAAGUUUCACAUAUCUAGGAGUUGCAUUAAACAUUUUAUACUUAAGCACAUUGAGCACAUAUCUGGCGAUCAAUGUGUUAAGAAUAAAAAGAGGUGUAGGUUAACUGUGAACAUAGUAAAUUACCCAAAACAUGAGUUUUUAACAUUCUGUAUUGAAAAGAAGUUGGUAUGGAAUUUAAAAUUUUACUCGUGAUUCAUUUAAAACUAAAAUUUAGUUGAUUCAGUGAAAACACCACAACUAAAAUUUGCUAGAUAAUUAGCAAAUGAAUGUGCAGUUGGGACGAAUAUGCAGCUUCGGGUGAGGUAAAUGUAGCAUUCAAUUAUUGGUAAUUGGAAAUUUGAAUAACAAUAAUAGACCAUGGAUAAUUGCAACGUUGCGUUUAGUUUAAUAUGGGUAAUUGCAGUAUAGCCUAGAAAAUCUUCAUGCAUUAUUCAAGAAAAUCGUAUACGACUAAUUCUCCAUAUAUAUUAGUUAACACAAAUAAUUUAUAUGGAGAAUUAUAUGUAUUAUUAUGCUCUGUAUUUUCUUCUUGUCAUGGGAUCAAGAUGCCUUUUAUUAAUUACAUUAAUUAAUUAAUUAAUUUAAUAGCUAUUCAUAAAAGAAAAUCACAUUUAAUAAACUUUUUCAACAAAACACAUUCUCAGGGCUAAUUGAUUGUAUGCAUUACCUUUAUUUUGUGGCUUCUAGUAUUUCUCGUUGCUUGCAUUAUCCAGGAUAAACAGGGAAAUAAAUUACUCAAAAAUUAUAUAAAUUUUAUAACUACUAUUUAUUUAUAUACUAUACCAUAAAUAUACAAAAUUCAAAUUUAUGCUAAACUUUAUUCUCUUGUAAAUUUCUUAUCUAAUCAUAAAAAACCUUAAUUCUAUUAUCUCCUUUGUGAAACAAAUUCAUUCAAUUGAAUUGGUAGACUGUUUUGAUUAUUAUUAUAAAAAGAAAACCAAUUUUAAUUUCCACUUUUUAAAUAGAUUACUUAUAUUUUCCAUGAAUUUAUGAAUGAAUAAUUUAUGUUGUAAUACUAUUAAGUGGACAUUGCUUAAAAAAAAAACAAAUAUGGUAUGUAAUACAAAACAACUCUCUCUUUUCACAAAUAAUCUGACUAACCUUUGCCGACGUCCUUAUUUAUUCUGCUGGAUUGUGUUGUCCUUAGAUCUCCCACAACCACAACGUGCUCCUCGGAUUCUGCAAACUGUACUUUUACUUCAACUGUUUCAAAAAAAAAACAGCACUCGUUCGAAUUCUCUCCUCAAAUUAAAAUCUCUGAUUCGAUAAAAACAAUAUCAAUCUUUAGAAUCCGAAGAUUUUUUUUUCAGCUGGGUACCUCGUGCAAAGUUUAUAUAAUACUGCUACUCGUUACUGACAGAAACUGGAAUCUUUUCAGACACAAGGAGUUUGUACUUCUCGACUUGAGCUCGUUUUCGUCUCACACGAAUCUGCUUCCACGGUCACCAAAUUAACACACUUUGCACAAAUACACUAAUUUCAAACUGGACUGAUUGCUUUGGGUGAUAAUUACACAAUGAUUCCCCUUUUUCUCAUCAAUUUGAAACUCUCCACUCUAUUCUCCUUCCAUCGCUAUCAUAGCCAAUCACAAGCAUUCACCAAACAUCAUAUCCUUACUUUAUUUUCUUAAGAAAAAAUAGUGUUGUAUACAAAAUUUCUUUCUUCUCAAUUUCUAGGAGGUAUUAAAAUUAUUUUUAUUUACAAUCUAGGAAAACCCUAUAUCCUAAACUAAACAAAAAUGUUUACUAUCAUUUCUUUCUAGGAAACCAUUUAGAAAGCAUUGUCUAAUGUUAAAUCACCUCGGUAUACAUUAACUUUCUAAACAAACCAUUCUAGUCCGUUCUUUUGAAAUUUAUAAAAUGUUCGUAGAAACUCUACCACUAAAAUUUUACUCUUCUGCGAAACACUUCUUACUGCUAAAUUAUUUUAUUUACAAAAUUUGACCGUAUACAGGGUCAUGGAAAUCUACGGUCUCGUGGUCUUUGAUAUAAAAUUAUUUUUUAAAUUCUCCCCAUAAAAAUUAUUUAAUAGUAUAUACUCACAUAUAUGGAGAAUUUCUCUUAAUAAUCCAUAAAGACUUUCAGCCUGUACUGUAGUUGUAUACAACGCUUCAAAAAUUGUAUUCCCGUUACUGGAAGAGGUUCGUAGGAAUAUGAGUUCCCUGUCCCUCCCCAUCAAAUUAUAAUUAAUUCACUUUCUUGAGCUUUACCUGAUCAUUCUUUAAAAGCCAUACGGUUGCAUCUUGACAUUCUUCUUCUUAUUGCGCGACUUCCUUUCGAAUGUUGACGAUCCAAAUGGCAAUUGUAGGGUAGCCUUGGAACCUGCUGCACGAAAAGUUUCUGCCGAUGAGCGGUCAAACCAUCUCCUGAAGUCUUUCAGCCACAAGUUUUGGCGUCUACUACCUACUGAUCUUUUAACCAACCUGUACUUUACCUUCCAAUAAGAUUUGAAGUAAAGCGUUUCUUUCUGCUCUCAAGACAAGAUGCCAGUAUUGUAUUUUCCUUUCUUUGAUUAUUCUUAGAAAUUCUGUUUGUUUACUCAUGCGCCGACGUACCUAAUUGUUAGUAACUUUUUGUACACAUGGAAUUCUUGACCUUCAUCUGCUGUUUAACGCUCCUAAUUGUCCACUUAUCUUUGAUUUAUACACUUAUUUAUACAAUGUAAUACAAAUUAUUUCCUUUACAUUCACUUCUCUCAAUAGUGCUUCAGUCCAAAUUGAGCCUUGGUCUCCUCUAAUUUCAGUUUCCAAUGCUGUCAAUCACUUCGCUCUUUCAUCUUUUACGUGGUCUUCCUUUUGGUAUUAUGCCCUGAAUUUUACUAUCUAGGAAUCUUCUUAAUAAUAUAUUUUCAACCAGUUACAUGACAGCAGAAACAGUCGAAGGAAUAGGAAAGUAUAAGCUGAUCUAAGCAUAUAUUUCUGUGGCCUCUUGCGUUCUGCGAGACAUAAUGCUGAUGCCAUCGGCAUAGGUGGCAAUCUGUAUUGAUUUAUUUAUUAGAAAACUCUUGCUGUCUUCAACUGUCUUAUCAUAUAUUCGAGAGGCAGGUUUAAUAAUGUCGGUGCAAAACAUAUUCUUAACUAAUCUUCAAACCAUGAUAUCAAGAUAUACAUCUUUCUUCCAGAUUCAUCAUAUUUUCCUUUUAGAUUGUGUUCUUUACGUACCAGACUAUAUAGAGUUCAUGACUUGAAUGAAUAUGUGACUGAAUAUGUACAUGAUGAAUAAAUGUCCAACAUUUUUGAAGAAAUACUUAAAAAAGCCAAUACCAUCGCAAUUUAAUUAGAAAUCAUCAAAUAAACUGACAGAAAAUUCAAGAAAAAUGUACAGUGGAACCUCGAUAACUCGGAUUAAUCGGGACCGCGGCCGAUCCGGGUUAUCGAAAAUCCGAGAUAGCCGGAGAAUAUGGUAAAAAUUAAUAAAAUACGGUAUACUUACAGAUAAACUCGGUUAGAAUUGAAAUAACAUGAAAUAUAUUUAUAAAUAUGCACAGUACCUACACAUCAAAAUUACUAAAAAAAAACACCAAACACAAACGUAAGCAAACGGAAGCGAACAAUACAAGUCACAACGAUGUAAUGUUAUUUAAGAACAGUGAAAACUAAAGACCAUUGUUUAUAAAAGAAUUUUUUAAAUAGUCUUUCCUAAACAAUGCUAAGACAGUUUGAAAUAAAAAGGAAUAGGUACUACAGACAGGUGCCUGUUGUUUCUGCGGCGUGUGCUGAGUCAUUUUUACUGUCGUAUAGUUCAAAUUACACACAUACACAUUAUCUCUCAAAUAUUAUAUUACAUACAUUUUUAUUGUUGAAAGGUUUGUCUGAUAAUUAACUAUUUUGAUGGGAAAUAAGCCACAAUUAAAUUGAAAAAUAAUUUUAUUAACGUUUCGCGACGCCCAAAUCGGGUCGUUGUCAAAAUACAAAAUAUUGAAAAUCAAAAUGUUUAUCUGAUGAAAAUCGGUCCGGGUUAGCCGGACUUCCGGGUUAUCGAGGGCCGACUUAUCGGGGUUCCACUGUACUUAUAUAAAAACUAGAUAUGAAUUAACGCUGAAGAGUCUCAACCUUAACAUUUGCGAACCAACGGCAGUAUGUUUACCAAAUAAAACGAUGUAAUUGUAGGCCUAAAUUUCAAUUGCUUUAGUUUAAUCAUUUAGAUCUAAAUUAAUAAUUUAAACCAAGUUUUAUACUAAAUUUGACGUAGUUUAGAAAAUAGGUUAUAACAUUCCUAUAAUUAAAACUCACCAAUAGAAAACUAUUCAUUCACAAUGUUAAAUAAAUUUUUUCCAAGUCGCUGGUCAUACUAUUUUAUUGGUUUUGGAAAAACUUCUUACAUGCCAAGAGAUACCAGAUAUCUUCACUCAGACCUCUGUACAGUGUACUUUUCUUUCUACGAAGUCGGUAAUUGAGCCAACAUCAAAAGAGGCUCGCUUUACAACUUUGAUGACCAUCUAGAGAAAGCAAAGUCAACUUAGAUUUGCCUGAAGAACGUACUCGAUUAUAUUCUUCAUUGAUCCAGAUAUAAUCCUUCUAAACCAAUAUGUGGCUUAGUUUCGAUGUUUUUUAAUAUGGAUCAAAUCAUAUGCAACUCUCAUAUAUUAUGCUUCUGCAGCUUGUCAUUACUCUAGCAACCUUCUUAGAGAGAUUACUUUUCAUUCGCUCUUGACCCGUGUCCAAUCUUAAUCUUCUCGUUUUUUCCUUAUGUUUUCUCACAACCAGGUUCUGAGGUUCUUUAACCAGGAUGUUUUGUUUCUUCCUGGACCUCGCUUUUAAAAUCAUUUUCCUUGCAGGAUGGCCCACUCCUCAACACAAAUCGUUGCAUAUGCAGAUUAUUUAGUUAUUAUGGGAAGAGACAAGGAAAGAUUAAAAUAAGCAGUAACAAUCCUGGCAAAAGAAGCACGGAAAAGAGGUCUAGAAAUUAACGAAGGAAAAACAAAAUAUCUACUCUGCUCUAGAAGAGAAGAUAACAGGAUGAGAGAAAUCAAAAUAGAAAACUACACUUGUGAAAGAGUACAACAAUUUAAAUAUUUGGGAGUAAUAGUGAAUGGCCAAAACAAGAGAAGUGAAGAAGUAAUGAAACGAAUACUAGCAGGCGACAAAACAUACUGGAGAUAUCAUAGGAUUAUGAAGGACAAGAACUUAUCCAGAAAUACAAAACUAAAAAUAUACAGAGUUGCAAUCAGACCAGUAGUUACGUACGCAGCUAAGACAAUGUGCCUCACGGAAAAAGGUGAAAAAAAAUUGAGAAUAUUCGAAAGGAAAAUCCUCAGACGGAUUAUGGGCCCGAUAAGAAUGGACAACGGAGAAAUGAGAAGAAGAAUGAACCAUGAACUAAGAGACAUAAUGAAGGGAGAAGAUAUAGUUGGAUUUAUUAAAGCACAGAGGCUGAGAUGGCUGGGACACAUAGAGGGAAGGAAAAACGACCUACUCAUUAAGAAGAUCACCAGAUGGAAACCAGAAACUGAAAGACCAAAGGGAAGACCCAGAGAGAGAUAGGAGGACCAGGUCAUGAGAGAUAUCAAAAUUCUGGAAGGGAGAAACUGGAGCGCACUAUGCACAUAUCGAAAUGAGUGGAAGCAAAUUGUAACGUAAGCCAAGUCAUACAACAAACUUUGACAACAUACAAGUGGAAUGCGGAGUGAUUCACCGCAAUAAGCGAAUCAUAGAGCUCUAAGUAAGAGUGGCAAACAUUCCACCGGGAAUGAAAAGCCCUGAUGAUGAUGAUGAUGUGUUCACCUUCAACUCUGAGAUUUGCGCUCUGAUUCCAGUAAAGGUUUCUAAUUAUUUUCAGGUCUUGGUUGUUAAUUCUUGCUUCUUUUAGUAUUUUCAUCAUCUUGGCGUGCUGUACUCAAUCAAACGCUUUCUUGUAAUCAACCAGACAUGCGUAUACGUCGCAAUUGAUGUCUCUGAAUCUCUGGAAUAAGACUUGUAUUGAGAAUAAAGCCUCUCUCGUACCAACAGCAUUUGAGGCCCCUAGGAAGGGGUGUAAGUGGCAAUUUCUAGGAAAUUGGGAUAAAUACAAAAAUGGACUCCUAAACACAUAGACAAUAUGGUGUGAGAAGAAAUGAUAUGUCAUUGAAAACAUGCUAACUAGUAUGUACCUAAUUUUUAAAUUUGACUAGAACUUUGAACUAAGUUUUCUGAAAACUUGGCAUUUACAUCCAUUGUGUUCUAGGAGCUUCAUUUGUAAACCCGAACUGGUUAGGGGAAAUUUGACGUAACACAACUUGUAAAUUCUCUUAUGGAUUAUCUUUAGCAACAAUGGAGAUGACUCAUGAAGCUUAUCGUAUGACAUUCUUCGCAUUUUUUGGCUUAUUAAUUAAUUAUAAUUUAAUUUGUAACACAAUACUCUGGGUAUUGGGAUUCUGAAGAGGAAGAACUGACGAAAUAGGGGAAAACUGGACUAGAAGAGAUUUAAGACACUAAUGAGAGUGGCUUAGCUCAGAAGAACAAAUCAAAUAUGCAGAGAGACACUAAAUCUCAAGUGAGUAUUCGGGCUAGCUUCAAUACACUGAAUAUUGGCUUUGAGAUAUAAAACAGAGAUAUGGGAUAACGAAAUGAUAGAAACAAGGAAGAAAAUGAGACCUGUUAAUAGAAAAAUGGAAGGCAACUAGAUAAGAACGCUGGAAAUAGAGUGAUAUGAAGGUACGACAAGGAAAGAAGAAGGGCGCCAACUCGAACAGACAGCUCGGCUUUCUGGACCGGGAAUUUGAAAAGUUCGAAAUUUGGAGGAACGAAUGACAGGAAAUAAAUGACAGUUGAUACAAUGACCUGAAAUACAAAAUACUCAAUACUUACCUUGUCUUGCUAUAUUUAUAUACUGAUAAUAGAGACUGAAAUAAAAAUCAACCGUACUAAUGACUAAUAUAUUUCUAAUAAAUAAUUCCAAACAGUGUAGAUAUAAAAAUAAGUUUUUUGGAAGUGCAAUAAACUCAGAAUUUUGAUUGUAGUUCGCACUUUUUGCUUGUAUAUUAUACAGGGUGUUGCGGUUACUUUAAUACAUAACUCACCUACCAAACUAGUUAGGACGGCGAAUGGAAAAAAACAUUGUAGUGACUGUCAGUAAAGUUUUGAAUAGAUGGUUUACUUAUAUUCUGGUGAUUUAAGAUUGUUACAAAAAUUUACACUUCUUAAUUGAACCACUCAGUAUACCAAGUCCUCUUAACGCGUUGACUUUUAGGUGAUAUAUUUGUAUAUAAGCUACCUUUUUAGUCUGAUAUAACAAGAAAUGAAUAACACUCGUUAUAUUUUCCAUUUUUUAUCUUUUAUUACUAUGUGUAAUUUGUAUGUAUUGUAUGUAUGUACAUGUAUGUUACAAAACAUGGCCAGUCAGAUGUAUUAGUAUUAAGUGUUGUAAGUAUUAAGCUUCGUGGAAAGGUAUCGCGUCUUGAAACAGUCAAAAAUUAACGAAACAUUGAAUCUAAACAAACAAAAAUAUGUUUUUAUACUUUUUUACUAGGUUUCAGUAGUAGGUACCAAAAAACAACUUGAGCAAUAUCCUUUUCUUCUUUCAUAUAAUAAUUUCUUGUUAGUCAUUUUAAAGUUAAAUAAGCAUACAUAGAUUAUCUGGAAGUUAGAAAACUCUUCUUUUUUUAAUGUCUACUCAUCAAAUUGGAGAAAAGCCUUCCAAGCUUAUCCAUGAAUAAGAAAAGUCGAAUUUUCAGCAAAAUAAUAAAAAUAUUUUUAUUAUUAUUUUGCUUAUUUAUAGUUACCUACAUACGGACUGAAAGUCUGGCAAGUUCAAAAUACAGCAGAGAAAAUGCUUAAGACAACCGAAAUGGAUUUUUGACGAUGAUCUGCUUAAAAAAUCAAAGAAAAGGAAAGUGACUAACUGACCACAUAACAGAGAUCAAGAAAUUUUAAGGGGUUACAUUAGGUCUUACGGGUACAAAAAGUGACUUUUAAAAAAAAUUAUAUCUCGAAAACUAAAAAUUAUUUUUAUUUAUAAUUGGAAUAUGUAAAAGUGUAGUACUUAAGGUACUCUCAAAAAAAUUUUCAGCCAAAAAUAUUCAUUUUUGUAGAGUUGACUGCAAUUUUUCGACAAUAGCCCUUUUUUGCGGUGGGCAACAUAACUAAGUCCAGUCUCAUCUGAAAUAAAAAAAUCAAAAAGUUUCUUGUAGUUUAUACCUCUGGCUAGUGAAUGAAUGAAGGAAUUUUUAUUAUUUAAGUUGUUUUUUUUUUUAUAUAAAAAAACUACUUUAAAAAUGAUCAUUUUUGAAAAAAUGAGAAAAAUUGGGAUCGAAAAUGUGUUUAAACUUAUGUAAAAUCUUCAAAUUUCAUUUUUUUUUUAAAUUCCUUCGUUAAUUCACUAGCCAGAGAUAUAAACUAUAAGAAACUUUUUGAUUUUUUGAUUUCAGAUGAGACUGGACUUAGUUAUGCUGCCCACCGCAAAAAAAGGGCUGUUGUCGAAAAAUUGCAGUCAACUCUAUAGAAAUGAAUAUUUUUGGCUGAAAAUUUUUUUGAGAGUACCUUAAGUACUAUACUUUUACAUGUUCCAAUUAUAAAUAAAAAUAAUUUUUAGUUUUCAAGAUAUAAUUUUUUUAAUAUAAUUUUUUUAAAAGGUCACUUUUUUUACCUGCAAGACCUAUUUAAUCCCUUAAGAAAUACCUAUGGUAAAAUAGAGAGAAAUAGAGAGUAUAAUAGGAAGGCGACGCAAAACGUUCAAAAAACAAAGAUAUAUAAUCCGAUUUCAAAUAAAUAAUUAUGUAAUGUACCAAUUGGACCUCCCAAGAUAUAAUAAUGUACCAAGAGCAGUUGCAUGCAAAACAAUGGAUUAUAUUGGCGUAAGAGAAAGAAAGAUUGAAGCAAUUGGAAGAAACCUACAUUCAGAAGUGGAUGAAAAAUGGUUGACAAAGAAGAGGAAGAAGACUAAUUAUGUCAUAUUUAUAUCAAAAUUAAUGUAAGACUCUAAAAUACAACUAAAAUUCAAACAGAAAAUAAACCCCGACUCUAGAAAUAAUGGAAUAUAACUCUGGUGAAUAAAGAGAUAAUAAAAUAAGAAGUAAAUAACAGAGACAGAGGGGAUCCAAGAACGCUGUUUUGAAGUAGAUACAUCCAUCCGAAUUUCUUAAAUAAGCUCACGUGUAAAUAAUAUACAAAAAGAAAUAUUUACACCCUGUCUAACCUGCCAUUCUGUGACGCCUGUUCCGCUAUUUUUAGCUCGUAAAUAAAAUGCUUUGGAAUAACUACUGCUUUAAUUUUUUUAAUUACAGUUCUAAUAUUUUAUAUUGUAUUAACAAAUGUUUCUUUAAUUGUUGGACUGUCUAAUGCGCUAUAGUUUCCAUGGAUAAAUUAUUGGUAUAUAGGUAUAGUUAACGAGAUAUUUUUAUUUUAUAUUUUUUCCAUGUUUUUCAUAUACAAGUAUGUUCAUAUUAUAUGUAUGUAUAAAUGUAUAUGCUCUAAUUGUUGCACAAAUCUUUUAUUAAUUCUUUAUUUUAAAUUUUAUUCAAAAUUUUCGUCAUCCAGUCAAACUGUCGGCGAGAUUUCGUAUGCUAGCUUGUAUUAUGCUCAGUGCAAAUAAACGUUAAAAUAAAUACUGUUAAAAUUA